AUGGAGAUAACUCCUAAAGACUCGUUAAAAUAUCUUGGAGUGUGGAUAGACAAAAAACUUAAAUUUUCAGUACGCGUCAACAAAACAGUAACUCGGGCAAGUCAGACAACUAUGGCAUUGGCUAGAAUCAUGCCCAACAUUGGAGGCCCACAAGCAAGUAAAAGAAAAGUAUUGGCAGCAGUCGCAAACUCGAUAUUGCUUUACGCUGUGCAGGCAUGGUCAACGGCAAUAAAAACAAAGAAAAAUAGAAAAGCAUAUCAGAGAGAACAAAGGCUCUCCGCGCUAAGGAUAUGCAGCGCUUACAGAACUGCACCAACUGAAGCACUUCUAGUAAUAGCGGAACAACCACCAAUAGAUUUACUGAUAGAAGAAACGUCAUAUAUGGCGUGGAAAAAGAACGUAGGAAGCAAACUCGGAAGGAAGCUAAAGCCCAAACCUUACAGCAAUGGCAAGAACGUUGGAAUGAUAAUGGAACCGAAGAGUGCAGGUGGACAAAAAAACUAA
This is a messenger RNA of Diorhabda carinulata, 504 nucleotides long. RefSeq lists its product as uncharacterized. The coding region runs from base 1 to 504 and encodes 167 amino acids. The record is from RefSeq and is a predicted model, not a curated record. The transcript has a single exon. Lineage: Eukaryota; Metazoa; Arthropoda; Insecta; Coleoptera; Chrysomelidae.